Ceratitis capitata (Mediterranean fruit fly) is the source of this 3923-nucleotide messenger RNA. RefSeq names its product mucin-17. The transcript has 5 exons. Bases 608 to 3742 code for a protein of 1044 amino acids. Lineage: Eukaryota; Metazoa; Arthropoda; Insecta; Diptera; Tephritidae. The record is from RefSeq and is a predicted model, not a curated record.
AUUAUUAUAUAUUUUAAUUUGAAUUUUAAACAAUAUAUAUAUACAUAUUUAUGUAUAUAAAGUGCGAACCAACGUUUAAGUGCAAAAAAAUCUCCAAGCUAAUAAUUACAAAGCCCCAGGCUUUCGUUAACUAUAUAUAAAAUCGAUAAUAUUUUUUCAGCUUAUACCUUUUAGGCUUUUAAAAAUUUCAAAAGAACUUUAAUGAAGUCUCUAUUAUAAUUUAAUGAAGACUUGUUCCUCCGACGGGUAUAGAACUAGAUCCCAUGAAAUUUAUAUUAUAAAAUUAAAUCUCGCCAAGAAGUAGAUUAAAGUCCGAAAUUUUCCUUUUUGCUGUAAAAUAAAUUUACAUAACUUAAAAUGCAUUAUAAUGUGUGUAGUAGUCGGAGGUAAAAUUUGCAACAAACACUUAGUAUUACACUUUUAACAAACAAAAAAAAAACUAUGAAAAAGUGUAAUUCACAAUAGACAGUUAAACAGUUUCUGUAAAAAUCAAGGCAAUCAUUAUUUAUGAGAUUAUUAACGGUGUCAAUCAAACAUUUGGACUGCUUUUACUAGCUUAAGUGCUUAAAUAAAUCAGAUAUAUUAGAAAAGAAAUAAACAUAAAACGAUGCUGUCAUCAACAAGGCGCAUUUCUCAACAGGAGUCGACGAGACUAUGGAUAUUAACGGUUUGCGUCGUUGCCACUUUGAGUGGGUGCUUUGUGACGCCCGCACUCGGAGCUCCAGCUAAACUUGAUGCUAUUGCGCCACCACCACAAUCACCAUUUCCUUUAGAAACGCAACCGACACAAUUCUCCGAAGCGAUUGCCGCUGCUCUGAAAAGUGAUAUUGGUGUGCGUAACGAUGGCGGCAAAAGUCAUCCAUCGGCCGUCGAUAGUUAUGGUAAUCCGAUUGAGACGCUCAAGCCCAUCGAUACCCCCGAUGGUCGGAAGGUGAUCAGUGCGCAGGGCUUACAAUUUGAAAUACCCAACUAUGCCUCAGGCAUAACCGAGAUAAAGCAGCCAGCCGAUGACUUACUGCCACCAUUCAUUGAUCCCAUUGCGGUUGCUGUGCCGACCGAUUCGAUUGAUGGUGAAAACUCAGUGCCGGAAACUGCGGCUACUGCACUCACCACCACCACCGUGGAUGUAGAGAAUGCACAGCUGGUUGAAUUGAAGCCGUCGCAGUCGAACUUGUUCUCUCUAAGCAGCCAAUCUAGCAACUUGCCGUCUUAUAUACUUGAUUUGAACGAUCCGGACAUUGAUGGUCCAGUGGAAUACAUGCCGGCUGAGGACGGGUCAUCGUUAAAGGUAAUAGCAUGGGAUCUCCUACCACCAUUUCAAGAAGAACCAAAAUUAAUCACCGCUGAUAGUAGUGUAACUCCGAUAACGCACAAUACGAAAGUUUCACUUACUUCAGGACAUAGUGUGAGUGCCCAAGGUCCGUCGCAUGGAGUCUCUAGUGAGGGAAGCGAUGCAGUGGUACCGCAAAAUAAUCUACCCCCAGGCAGUGGCAUUCAGGUUACGAGCUCAACUAUUGCAAGUACGACCAGGACCACUACUCCACGUACCACCAGGGCCACUACUCCACAUACCACUAGGCCUACUACAACUAGGCCUACUACAACUAGGCCUACUACAACCAGGCCUAGAACAACAACAACAAGGAGAGCUACGACUACCACCCGCCUUCCAAUAACAACAACAACACGCAGAGCCCCAACCACCAAAAAAACCACUUCAACAACAACUACAACGCCAAUACCAACACAAUUAAGCUCGAAAGACUUUUACCAAUUGGAACAUGGUGACUCCUACACCUUACCAUCAUGGUUGGCCGAUAUAGAUGAUCCUGAAUUAGAUGCAGCCGUUACAUAUAUUGUUCCAGAGAAUAUACACGAAUACAAUGACACCAUAUCUCGAGAUAUUCUUCCACCACUUGAACCCUAUACCGAUCUCAAUAACAUAGACUUGCCAGCACCUGAAGGCCUGCACACAACUACAACCACUACCAACCGCCCACGUACCACAGCUGCAACUUCUACCACAAGCGAAGUAUACACCUCUACUUCACGCAGCUCCACUAUUUCCACACCACGGCCGCAUUGGGUGCGUGCCUAUCCCACAACCACUCCAACAACCACCACUACGAGCACCCAAAAACCGAAAUCUUUCAAUGAUCGGAUUUCAUCUAAUCAUAUUGCACUAUCGCACGAUUCAAACUCUGCAUCAUCUUUCAUCUCUCCCAAUUCAAAAGCAAGCACAUCAUUCCUUGGCACCACCAGCACCACGACGACAACAACAGAAAGUCCCCGAUUAACGACAGCAGAGCCCCACCAUCACAUUGUUAACAAUAGGUUUAACAAAAAUUCUCCCACUAUUACCGUAGAUCAUACAGCCAGCAAUAAAAUAAAGGACAAUAAGGCCAUUCCAACAGCGACAUUCUCGAAUGCCAACCCCUUCUUGCCAGCUCACAAUAGCGGCGCACGUCCGUUUGCAACGAAGAGCACAGACAAAUUCACCGGCACAUCAUCAACAACAACAACAACGACUACAACAACAACAGCAGCAACUCCAGUAGAAGAAAACCCGUUCGAUUCGGCCACUUUACCUCCGUGGUUGGCUGAUUUCGACUAUCCCGACUUGGGCCCAGGCGUAGCGUUCAUUUACGAAGCUGAAGAUUCAAAUUCAGAUGUAUCCAAUGAUUUACUGCCUCCUUCACAACUAACAGCCGAAGCGGCUGACACAACAAAACCUGUUUUUAUUUCAUCCUCUCCCUCAUCCUUUAAUUCCUUCCAGAUUUCACCUAGUUCAACUAAUCGGCACGAAACCACUUUUGCUUCCGCCUCUACCUCUCCUACACGUACUUUCACUUUUAAUAAUUUCCCAUCAAAAGUCACCACCACCGUCAAACCAUUGAGCAUUCAAAAUACAUUCGCGCAAGUGCCCAACAGUAACAACAACAAUUACAAUCAAGAGGCAGUCACUUCGCCACCAGUCCUAUUCAUACCGCCCAACGCAGAGGCUGAGAGUAACAUCGACACUGCUGCCGUGAAUGAUAUCAGCAAAUCUCAACUACAACCAGCAGCUACAGCUGGCCAAACAUUUUCCAAGAAACCCUCCUCAUCCAGUUUUAAUAAAAAUUUUGCAGCUCCCUUUGAACCAACGACAGUGCCUGGCAGUGCCGACUCAGAUCAAGAUUUUGGAAGCUCGACGAAAACCACAUUUACGAAGAGUGACGAAGGCAAAGUUAUAAGCAACAACAUUUUUGGAAACAACGGUGGCAUCACUGCGGCAACUAAACAAUUUGGACUCAGCACAGCGAGUAGCACGACCGGACAAGCUUCAUUACAAAAAGAACUUCAACAUAGCACUUUCAGUGGAAGUUUGUCUACCUUUAAUAAGGCGGUGACGCCCGGCGGAUUCUCUAGCUUCACCAGCACACAACAAACGAACUUCAACAGUGCCGGAAGCGUCAAAUAUACUGGUGGUUUUGGCGGAGCUCCAGGUGUUUUGGGUAGUGGUAAAUUUGGCUCCGCAGUGAACACGGAUGGAUCUAUUCGCACCGCUACGAACUUGACAUUUGGACAGGCGCCCACAGCUGCCCCAAAACAGACAACGAGCCCUAGCUUUGUCAGUCGAAUUGGUAUUCCAGCCACCGGCGUAACCGCGACCGCUCUAGGAACUGGUGUUAAUAAGUAUCAGGGCACUUUCGGUGGACCACCCGGUGUCUUGACCCCUUUUGAUAGCGUCAAAAGCGGCUAAGCCAUUAGUAAGCACGGCUACGAGCUACCAAGAUUAUUUAUUUAUAUAACGAUUCUGUAAAAUAAAAUCUGUCUGUCAGAGAGUAGUAUUCUAGUGUAUUCAUCGAAUGGAUCGAUGAGCAAUUCUUAUUUUUAUAUUUGCGUGUAUUUAAUGUUUUAUUAUACAAAUAAAAGAAUAAUCA